Molecule: messenger RNA, 564 nt
Organism: Rosa chinensis
Lineage: Eukaryota; Viridiplantae; Streptophyta; Magnoliopsida; Rosales; Rosaceae
Exons: 2
Coding region: 155-511 (118 amino acids)
Source: RefSeq, a predicted model, not a curated record
ACAAUAUGGAAGCUCUAGGCCCAAAUCCACCACCGCACGUGAAAGGGUCCAUGAGGUAAGUACUUUAGCUCAAUUGGAGGGAAAAAUUAACAAACUUACUUCUCUAGUGUCUCAGGGAGCGCAUGGACAAGUCUUGGCAUGUGGAGUGUGCUCAAUGAAAGGGCAUGUGUCUGACCAAUGCCCUCAACUCAUGGAGGAAGGAGGACUUGAAGGUGCCAACGCCAUAGGAUUUCAACAAGGAGGUCAACCUCCAAGAAACGAUCCAUUUUCAAACACUUACAAUCCUGGAUGGAGGGAGCACCCUAACUUUCGUUGGAGGAACAAUGAAAACGUGCAAAAUGGUCAAACUCAUCAUGGGAACCAAAUCAAUGCCAUAUCCACAGAUGUAGCUGAAUUGAAGAAGCAAAUGAGUCAAGUAGUGAAGUUUAUGGGUAAGUUUCAUGAGCAAGGGAAGCUUCCUAGCAACACAAUUCCAAACCAUAAGGGAGGCUUUGGUGGCGCCACCAACUAAGGAAGUGAAUGAGCCAAGUCUAGGCUGAAAGACUUUAAACAUUAAGCGCUGCA